GCAAAAUUCCAUGUUUUGGUCUUUUUGUGGUCUGAAAGGAGAAUAGAAAAUUGUGUUUUUAAACCUGUAAUUUUCAAAUGCUCAGGACAUGACUUUUGUAUUCCCGUCCAUAAAUGGCACGGUGAAGCCAAGAGAAAGAAGCGGCCACAUAGCGGCUCAUUUUGAUGGCUAUUUAGUCAUCUGGGGAGGCUACUACAACGGAGAUCCUGAGGAGCCAGUUCCUGGAUUUCAUAUUGUGCCUGACAAGUAUCAUCCAAGCAAUGAGGUCUGGCUCUACUGCAUUGAGACUUCUUCAUGGAAACACAUUGAAACAAGUGGAGACACUCCGCCACCCAUGUCAGGAUCAUCAGCUUCUGUUAUUGGUGAUAAACAUAUGUACAUAUUUGCUGGACAUCACAGUAGCGGACCUUCUUCCUCAGUUUUUGUUUUAGAUUUAAAAUCAUUUGUAUGGCAAAAUGUAACUGGCAGGAUAACAGGGACUCCUCCAUCAGACAGGGACAAGCUGUGCUGUUGGACUCACAAUGAUUUAAUAUUCUAUUUUGGAGGAUAUGGACCAGCCCCUGACCCUGACAGAGUAGAGGCAUGUUGUGGAUAUUUCACAUUUAACACAGGUUCCGAGGAGCAGUUCACUGAUAACAGAGGAUGGAAUNGAAAUUCCAAUCCCUUCUACCUCGCUGGACUUGGUCUGAACUGUCAAGACCUUGAGCAGGGUAGAGCUCCCACUCCAAGAGCYGCUCAAGCUGCAGCUAAACUGGGAAAUAUUGCCUAUAUUUUUGGUGGAAGAUAUUUGGAAAGACGAAGGAAUGAUUUGCAUGCUCUUGAUAUGGACACCUUAGAGUGGAGUGAUAGUAUUCCAACAACAGGCAAUGUUCCUGAAGGAAGAACAUGGCAUUCUCUCUCUGCUGCUAGUGACAAACAUUUGUUUCUUUAUGGAGGUUUCAACAAUGUGGAAGAAGCAUUAGGUGACGCUUAUGUUCUGGACACUUUAACAAUGAUCUGGUUUCAAUUGAGUGUUCCUUCAAUUCAAGGUUCACCAGUGAGUCGUAUGUGGCAUACAGCUUGUAGUUCCUCUUCACCUGGAGAAGUUGUUCUUUUUGGUGGUUGUGCUACAUCAGUAUUAAGCCUUGAACCGGAACAUCUUGACAGUAUCCUGAUCUUUAGGUUUACACCCCAGCCUCUGUACUGGUAAGAAAUGUAUU
Molecule: messenger RNA, 1199 nt
Organism: Orbicella faveolata
Lineage: Eukaryota; Metazoa; Cnidaria; Anthozoa; Scleractinia; Merulinidae
Product: kelch domain-containing protein 2-like
Molecular function (GO): protein binding
Source: RefSeq, a predicted model, not a curated record